Carlito syrichta (Philippine tarsier) is the source of this 2093-nucleotide messenger RNA. It is a transcript of the gene BANP, whose product is annotated as BTG3 associated nuclear protein. The transcript has 12 exons. Gene Ontology annotation, biological process: negative regulation of protein catabolic process; protein localization to nucleus. The record is from RefSeq and is a predicted model, not a curated record. NCBI's taxonomy places the organism in Eukaryota, Metazoa, Chordata, Mammalia, Primates, Tarsiidae. Bases 70 to 1584 code for a protein of 504 amino acids. Gene Ontology annotation, molecular function: DNA binding.
GUGACAGACGCCCAGCCCCACUGUGAACUGGACUCUCGCGUGGGGUCAGCCACUCCCCUCCCUCUCUGGAUGAUGUCGGAACACGACCUGGCGGAUGUGGUUCAGAUCGCGGUGGAAGACCUGAGUCCUGACCACCCAGUUGUUUUGGAGAAUCAUGUAGUGACGGAUGAAGAUGAGCCUGCCUUGAAACGCCAACGACUGGAGAUCAAUUGCCAGGACCCCUCUAUAAAGUCAUUCCUGUAUUCCAUUAACCAGACAAUCUGCUUGCGAUUGGACAGCAUCGAAGCCAAGCUACAGGCCCUUGAGGCUACUUGCAAGUCGCUGGAAGAAAAGCUGGAUCUGGUCACAAACAAGCAGCACAGCCCCAUCCAGGUGCCCAUGGUGGCAGGCUCCCCACUUGGUGCAACCCAGACGUGCAACAAAGUGCGAUGCGUCGUCCCCCAGACUACAGUAAUACUCAACAAUGAUCGGCAGAACGCCAUUGUAGCCAAGAUGGAAGACCCCUUGAGCAACAGGGCACCGGAUUCCCUGGAAAAUGUCAUUAGCAACGCCGUGCCUGGGCGUCGGCAGAACACCAUUGUGGUGAAGGUGCCAGGCCAAGAAGACAGCCACCAUGAGGAUGGGGAGAGCGGGUCGGAGGCCAGCGACUCCGUGUCCAGCUGUGGGCAGUCGGGCAGCCAGAGCAUCGGAAGCAACGUCACCCUCAUCACCCUCAACUCCGAAGAGGAUUACCCCAAUGGCACGUGGCUGGGUGACGAGAACAACCCUGAGAUGCGUGUGCGCUGCGCCAUCAUCCCCUCCGACAUGCUGCACAUCAGCACCAACUGCCGCACCGCUGAGAAGAUGGCGCUCACGCUGCUGGACUACCUCUUCCACCGUGAGGUGCAGGCCGUGUCCAACCUCUCGGGCCAGGGCAAGCACGGCAAGAAGCAGCUGGACCCACUCACCAUCUAUGGCAUCCGGUGCCACCUCUUCUACAAGUUCGGAAUCACGGAGUCUGACUGGUACCGCAUCAAGCAGAGCAUCGACUCCAAGUGCCGGACGGCGUGGCGGCGCAAGCAGCGGGGCCAGAGCCUGGCGGUCAAGAGCUUCUCUCGGAGGACACCAUCCUCUUCUUCCUAUGGCGCCUCAGAGCCGACGCUGGGCACGUCACCCCCUGCUAGUGAGCUCCAGCAGCCGCAGGCCCUGCACUACACCCUGGCCAACGCACAGCAGGUGCACAUCCACCAGAUCGGAGAGGACGGCCAGGUGCAAGUGAUCCCACAGGGCCACCUCCACAUCGCCCAGGUGCCUCAGGGGGAGCAGGUGCAGAUCACGCAGGACAGCGAGGGCAAUCUCCAGAUCCAUCACGUCGGACAGGACGGUCAGGUGCUGCAGGGGGCCCAGCUAAUAGCCGUGGCCUCCUCAGACGCUGCUGCGGCAGGAGUGGACGGAUCGUCUCUUCAGGGCAGUGACAUCCAGGUCCAGUACGUACAGCUCGCACCCGUGAGUGACCACACGGCCGGGGCGCAGGCCGCCGAGACCCUGCAACCCACCCUGCAGCCAGAGAUGCAGCUGGAGCAUGGGGCCAUUCAGAUCCAGUGAGCGGCAGGUGACUGCGCCAGCGCAGUGGGCCCCGCUGGCCUCCGUGGCCCACACACCCAGCCCCAGGCUCCCAGCACGGGUGGCCGUGCGUGUCCUGCUGAAGUGCCGCCGAGAGCCACCUCCUGACCAUGGGAAACGUGUCCUGAUAAACUAAAGCCAUGACCACAGCCACCGUCCCCAGCAGGCCUUUCUCUGAAUUGUGCUGUGCGUCUAGUCUGCAGGACCGGGAGGCUGCAGAGAGCGUCACGCGGACGUGGGAGAUCGAGAACUCUGAUAUUUUUCUGUUUAAACAGCUUUUUUAAUUUGCUAUGGUGUUUAUAACAAAAAAGAAAAUUGAAAAAAAACCAGGGGGUAGCAGAAGCCUUUGCUGAGUGCCCUGUCCGGCAUCGCGAGGACAGGUGAGGCGGAGACAGCUGCGACUUGGGGGCGUUGCGACCUGCUUUUCUAGGGGAGAUGCUCUCAGACACUGUAAUUAUACAUUUCUAAUGGAAUAAAUGUAUUUAUGACCA